Messenger RNA from Maniola jurtina (meadow brown), 2362 nucleotides. RefSeq lists its product as uncharacterized. NCBI's taxonomy places the organism in Eukaryota, Metazoa, Arthropoda, Insecta, Lepidoptera, Nymphalidae. The coding region runs from base 849 to 2108 and encodes 419 amino acids. The record is from RefSeq and is a predicted model, not a curated record. The transcript is spliced from 8 exons.
UACCGAAACCCCGAAACCGGAAAACUGCCGUGUCGUCAGAUUUGACGUGUCAAAAAGUUCUCUCAUUAAUCAAAUUAAUAAAAAGUAUCAAACGAUUUUGUAACAUUAAUAGAACUAAAAAAAACAAGAUUUCUUACAACUAUUAUUUUGUUUUACAAAAAGCCAAAAAUUGCAACUUUUAUUCAUUGGAAAAUCAUCAAUAGUUGAGAAUUCGUUCCGCUUCCAGCCGGGCGAUAGAAUAGAAUAGGUACCUACUCGAUUUGUGGUAAAAGUGCCGUGCAAGCCAAGUUUGCUACUUUCCUGAAACCUGAACUAAAAUCGUACAGACAAUCAGAAACGAAGUGUUGUUUUGGCUGGGAGAGCCCGAGAGAUGGUCCACAAUGUAGACAAAUACUUUGAGAAUAAUAAAAAACAGUGUUGCAUUGCUGGAAGAAAUGAAGACAACGAGCGUCCUAUCAAGGCCAGAUGGAGAUAUAACUGUGACUCGUGAAGUAUACGCAAGCAUUUUGAAAACCCUGCAAAACGCUAUCAGAGUGGCUGAACGAGUCCAUUUGGCCACUGGUAUAAAUCAAAAUACAGUAACUCGUAUUCGACGAGUGGCGGGAGACCCAGGUUAGCAGUGGUGAAUUAACGACAUCAAUAAGAACUUGAGCCUAAAAUAAAGCUUGAGGUCGAGGAAAAUAUAGACAAUGAGAAUAACACGGAAAAAAAAUAGUAAAAUGACUUGACUAAUAGGUUAACUGAUGUUCAAAGGGUUAUAUUAAUGUUAUCUAAGUAUGUGUGUCUAAUGUGUACCAAGACCGCUGGCAAGUUACUAAUUACUACUAACGCUAUACUACUGGAUAGCAAUGGAGGAUUUCACGUCUUUGCUGCCAGUUUCUCCUGUUCUCACCAAUGAGCUACUCAGUGAAGCUCUGACAGAAUGGUUUAAGGAGCCUAUGACUUUUACACAUUGGGAGUAUGUUGGAGGCAUGGGAAAAGGCGAAUAUUAUCUAAGCGAAGUGAUUCGAAUCAAAAUCUACGGUGACUCAAACGGCACAUCGAAAUAUGUGCAAGUCGUACUCAAAAACAUUCCCAAAAACGUGUGCAGACGUUUAACAUACAGAAGCGACGAAUUCUUCAGAAACGAAAUCAAUUUCUACCAGAAAGUCAUUCCGAAAUUAAUAGAAUUUCAAUCUAGUAAGAACGUCUCAGAUCCUUUUACAGGAUUUACCAAAUUAUUUCUUGCAUAUAGUGACGGUUUAAAUGACGUUCUAUGCCUUGAAGAUGCAAACGUCGAAGGGUUUGGAGGCCAUACUUUGCGACAAGAAGGCAUCGAUUUUGAACAUUGCAAGGUGACGAUGAAAACUUUAGCCCAAUAUCAUGCAUUAUCCUUCGCUAUAAAGGAUCAAAAACCAGAAUUGUUUGACAGGAUAAGCGAUGCUAUUUUCGAAACUUACCAUGAUCCCAGGCUUUGGGAUUGGUAUAUAAGGUUUUGGAAAAGGAUUUGCGGUAUUGCAAUCGAUGCUGUUGAAAAGGAGUAUCCAAAUUCCAUAUACCUAGAGAAAGUCAAACAGUUUGCUGUACCGGAGAGGUAUGAAGAUAUGAUUCGGGCUGUCAGAGGUAAAACCAAUGGAGUUAUGUCCCAUGGAGACUGUUGGACAAAUAAUUUUUUGUACAAAUACAAUGGCACUGGUCCGGUGAGCGCUAAGAUUAUUGACUUCCAGGUGGUUCGAUGCGCCAGUCCAGUGUUAGAUGUCACAUUCUUCAUUUACGCUUGCACUGACCAGGUUUUGCGGGAAAAGUAUUACGAUGAGCUCCUAAAAUAUUACUACGAGGUCCUGUCUGGACAGAUCAGACAGUUGGGCAGCGACCCUGACAAGGUUUACUCUGUGGAGACAUUUAUGCAAGAGAUUAAAAAGUAUUCCUACUUCGGCCUUGCCUCCAGUUUCGAGUCCACACCGUUUAUUAUGUUAGCUCCUGAAGACGCACUAAGUAUGGAUACUGUGCAGGGUGAUAAAAAGUUGAACAUCGAGGACUUUUGGCAACUACCACCCUUCAAGACCAAAGAAGGUCGCUUGAGGGAGGUCAACAAUAUAGUGCACUGUGUGGACAGAGGCUACAUAUAAAGCGCAUAAAAUACAAAAAGAGCAUAUAAAGCUGCAUAUCAUAAAGAUCAGAAUAAGUUUACAGAACGUACACUUUGUCCCUUGCCAUCAUGUUGGUACCAUUGCAGUUCACACUAUAAUAAACUCUACCUUCCUAGACAACAAAGCAAAAAUGCCAACAUGACGGCAAGAUAAUAGUUAUAGUGAAGGGUCUGUAGUAGCAGCUUAACAUGCACUCACAUUGACAUUCCACAACACUAUAUUUUAGCUUUAAG